AUGAACGAAAUCUUGUUCCUUGUAGAUAUGUAUCUUCCUAUCACAUUUGUGGCCCGUAGACUACGCAUACACCAAAACCAUUCAGCCCACAUCGUAAAAUUUAGUAGAACUGGCAUGUUUGAAAUGAGUAUACCAUUGCGUUCGAAGACAUCCCACGAGCGCUUAUUACGAAUCGAAGCGAGCGAAGCCCCCUCGUCGUCCCGUCCAAAGAGAUCAUAUCAGUGUUUACCGGACACCGAAUCAAGCGAAGCAACAACCCAAGUCUACCGCCCGAUCAAAUGUAGUAAAGCGGGAAGAAUGUCUCACCGAAAUCCGCCUGACCCAUCCUUACAGGAUCAGGACCACAUCAAUCAACUCAUGGAUGCAGCUGAAUUCGCCGACUCUAAAGGAAUGUAUGAAGACUCUGUUCAAACAUAUCAGCAACUCCUAAAUUUGUAUUCCGACGAAAUGUCAAGAUGUGAGAGCAAACAUGGUGCGACCAAUAGAGGCCCCCAUACGGGAUGGAUUCUUUCGUGUUUCAAUCUUACACGAUGCUACUUGAAGCUGAAGCGCCCGCAAGCGGCCUUCGAAACUCUCCAACAAGCUUGGCGCCCAGAUUCAAGCCUAGCCAUACCUUCCACACAUCCAAACUAUCUGGAACUAUCCCAUUUGUAUUUCGAAGUUGAAGAUAGGUUACAGAGCAUCUCUCACUCUCAUGCGAACUAUGAGUCUGAAUCAGACGUUCGUAAAGAUGAAUUCACCACCAAUGAACUUUUGAAUCUGAUAUGUAUGUAUGCGGAGGAUUUUUUAUCUCAAGAAAAAUCACACGAUGCCAUUUCACUUUUGGAAGGGGGGCGAAAACGAAUAGCAGAAGAGCAAAAGGCGUAUUUGCACAUUGGCCAACUGAAGGAGGGCGAAGAAAUCCUAAACCAAGUUUGGAAUCCUGAAAGUCGGUUCUACAUUGACACUCUUGAUAAGAAUUAUCUUUGGAUGUCACAGCUUUACAGGCGUGCCAUUAAUAAACAACAGUGUGACCCCACAUCUUGCAGCCAUCAAGCCCAAGAACAAAGGCAAAGGACGCUUUACGAGAAGCUGGCUCUUACGCGAACGGCGGAUGCCGCAGUGAUCAAAAGCCGUUGGAAACUGUGUAUGUUGUAUUUUCAUCCAGACAAGGGUGGUCACACUGGGGUAGCACAACAGAUUUCGGCGGCCGCUAAAGUUUUGCUUGAUCCAGAGAGUCGCUGUCGAUAUGACUCCAAGUUAAAUUAUUGGUGA
Molecule: messenger RNA, 1254 nt
Organism: Melampsora larici-populina 98AG31
Lineage: Eukaryota; Fungi; Basidiomycota; Pucciniomycetes; Pucciniales; Melampsoraceae
Exons: 7
Coding region: 1-1254 (417 amino acids)
Molecular function (GO): protein binding
Source: RefSeq, a predicted model, not a curated record